AUGCCACGUAUAGUCCGUCUACUAAGCUACACUGCGGUGGCAGGUGUAGCCAGCUACAGCAUUCAUCGCCAACUCAUCCACCUUGAAGAAAAGUACCCAGCAUUCCCCCCCUCAGCGGGCAGCAAAGCACUGCGCACUCCAAGCCCAACCACCCACUGUCCAUACGUGGACAUCUACGCAGCCCAAAUUCCACUAUCAGCCCUGCACGCCCGGGUUCCAAGCAAUAAACAGCCAACCAAGACCGAACUUGAAAACGCCUGGGCCAGAUCCGUGUUCGGGAGCCGAAUCCUCCGCGCAGAAGGCUUGUUGAUCGGUCUUUGCACCAAACUCAGCCUCUCGCCAAGUUAUACAGGCGAUGCAGAUGGGUUCUCGCCCGAUGAGUCGGGUAAGCCGCGCGUGCUGCUGAACGGUGGUCUCCGGGUCCAGCGGGUGCCGGGGGCCGACGAAGAUAGUAAUGGUUUACUAGUCUCGAUGAGACUACCGGACGGGCCGCGACUAUUCUUUGAGGCGAUUGCGCGAUGGGGGUAUCCCUGGCGGUUGAUGACAUGCGUACGGCAUGAGAUGAGUGUCUCGGAGCCAUACGAGAUGAAGGGAGAGAAGUUUGUCCAGGUGGGAUUCGCGAGUGCGCAUGAUUACGAGGUUGUUGAGACGGAGGGUGCGCUGGAUCAGCAGAAGCUGCUGCCGGCUUGGGUCUCGAGAUUGCAUCGCGGGUAUGCGAGGUAUGUGCUGGAUUCUACGGUUGAAGAGGUUAUUCGGGAGUUGGAACGUGCUUGA
Molecule: messenger RNA, 774 nt
Organism: Penicillium olsonii
Lineage: Eukaryota; Fungi; Ascomycota; Eurotiomycetes; Eurotiales; Aspergillaceae
Source: the annotation of a GenBank genome assembly